GCGGCCGCGGAGCUGGGCCCGGGGCCUGGCCGGCCGGGUGUGGGGCGCGCGGGAGGGAGCGGGCCGGCCCGGCGGGGCGCCCGGGAGCGCCGGGGCCUGAGCGGCGGCGCCCGCCACCCUGAGCCCGCGGGCGGGGCUGCGCGGUCCCUCCGGCCAUCCCCCCGCCGCCUGCGAGCUGCGCCCCGGCUGGCCCGCGGGCCCGGGGACCGGUGAGUGCGGGAGGGGCGGCCGGGCGGCGCGGGGCACCGCGUGCGGGCGCAGCUCCCAACCCCAGGAGGCGGGAAAGGCCGGAUGGCGUCCGGGAAACCGAGACGCUGCCCUCGUUUCCCGGCGGGAUGGCGGUCCCCUCCCCCAUCGCGCAGCAGUUCCACCCCCUGGCGACGCCGCCACCCGGCUCCCCGGGGCCCCUCAGUAUCGGGGCUCGGGAGUCCCCGCUAGUCUCCGGGCCCAGGCGGGGCCGGGCAGGUCCCGCGGCUUCUGGCCGACGCCCGUGGGUGCCACGCUGGCCACGGGCCCCGCCAGGCGGCAGGGCGACCCUCCGGCCGCGCAUCCCCGAGCUCGGCCGCAGCGAGCAGGCGUGGGUCCGGGCCCUGCAGCUGCAGCCCGUGGUGCUUUUUACCAUCUGUGAAAACUUCGCUGUAAUUCAGUUUUCCUCACUUCCAUAUUAAGAAUUAUACCAAUUGAAAAGAUAUGAAUGAAUACCCUAAAAAAAGAAAAAGGAAGACUUUACACCCUUCUCGUUAUUCAGAUUCCUCUGGAAUAAGCAGAAUUGCAGAUGGAUUCAGUGGCAUUUUUUCUGAUCAUUGUUACAGUGUCUGUUCUAUGAGACAACCAGACUUAAAAUAUUUUGACAACAAAGAUGAUGAUUCUGAUACAGAGACAUCGAAUGAUUUGCCAAAAUUUACAGACGGAGUCAAGGCCAGAAACAGAAAUCAGAACUAUCUGGUUCCCAGUCCCGUACUUAGAAUUCUAGACCACACUGCCUUUUCUACAGAAAAAUCUGCCGAUGUUGAAAUUUGUGAUGAGGAGUGUGACUCACCUGAAUCACUCAACCAACAAACUCAAGAGGAGAGCCCUAUAGAAGUUCACACUGCUGAAGAUGUUCCAAUCGCUGCAGAAGUGCAUGCAAUUUCUGAAGAUUACGACUUAGAGGCAGAAAACAAUUCCUCUGAGAGUCUCCAAGACCAAACUGAUGAAGAGCCACCGGCUAAACUUUGCAAAAUUCUUGACAAGAGCCAAGCUCUGAAUGUGACUGCCCAGCAGAAAUGGCCUUUGCUGAGAGCUAAUAGCAGUGGCCUCUAUAAAUGUGAGCUUUGUGAGUUCAACAGCAAAUAUUUUUCUGAUUUAAAGCAGCAUAUGAUCCUGAAGCAUAAGCGUACUGAUUCAAAUGUGUGUCGAGUGUGCAAGGAAAGUUUCUCUACCAACAUGCUUCUGAUCGAACAUGCCAAACUGCAUGAAGAGGAUCCCUACAUUUGUAAAUACUGUGAUUAUAAGACAGUAAUUUUUGAGAACCUCAGCCAGCACAUUGCCGACACCCAUUUUAGUGAUCACCUUUAUUGGUGUGAGCAGUGCGACGUACAGUUCUCCUCAAGCAGUGAGCUCUACCUGCAUUUCCAGGAGCACAGCUGUGAUGAACAGUACUUGUGUCAGUUCUGUGAACAUGAAACAAAUGAUCCAGAAGACUUGCAUAGCCAUGUGGUAAAUGAACAUGCAUGUAAAUUAAUAGAGUUAAGUGACAAAUAUAACAAUGGAGAGCAUGGACAGUACAGCCUCCUGAGCAAAAUUACCUUUGACAAAUGUAAAAACUUCUUUGUAUGUCAAGUAUGUGGUUUUCGGAGUAGACUUCAUACAAAUGUUAACAGGCAUGUUGCUAUUGAACAUACUAAAAUUUUUCCUCAUGUUUGUGAUGACUGUGGCAAAGGCUUUUCAAGUAUGCUAGAAUAUUGCAAACAUUUAAAUUCACAUUUAUCUGAAGGGAUUUAUUUAUGUCAAUACUGUGAAUAUUCAACAGGACAAAUUGAAGAUCUUAAAAUUCACCUAGACUUCAAGCAUUCGGCUGACUUACCUCAUAAAUGUAGUGACUGCUUGAUGAGGUUUGGAAAUGAAAGGGAAUUAUUAAGUCAUAUUCCAGUCCAUGAGACAACUUGAUUAUUCUAACUUCCAUAAUGUUAAUGUAAAAUAAUAAAUACAACAUUUUUGGAGAUGUUAAAAAGGAUGAUUUUAAACAGAAUUUAUGAGAACUGCCUUUAACAAGCAAGAUUUUUAAUUGUCUAAUUCUUUUGGCAUGGCUACAUUUUUUAGUAUAUGAAUGUAUCCAAAAUACGAUAUUUUCAGUGCAUGGUAGCUCAUAGUUUUAACCACUCUUGGGGUCUAUUAUCCUGUGCAUGUGCUCUGAUUUCAUGAAUGGGUAAGAACCAGAUGUACUAAAAAUACUAGACUUGUUUUCCUUCCAUAACCAUUGGUGCUGUUAACUUUUUAAAACUCAAGACAAGCUUAGUUUUUCAUAUAUGAAGACAUUAAAGUAUUGCAGUACCAAAACUAAAAUGUAACAUAAUAUACAAUUAAGUCUACUGGUAUUCCUGUUAAUAAGAACCCAGACCCUCCUUUUGCAUUCCCCAUCAGUAAUUCCCAGGGCUCUCCAUCUGAAUGAUUCUUUUAAUAACACUAGAAGGCCAGUGUUCUUGGCAGUCUUUUUUAAUUCUCACUUUAUUUUAGUCCUUAUAUAUAUUAAAUAGUGUAUAUAUGUUCAAGAAUUUAAGGUGGGGGGGAGUGGGGAGGAAUUGGUAAGGGAUGAGACAAUGAAAAAGUAACAUUUCAUAAUGCUUAACCUGUUCACAUUUCAUUUUCAGUUAUACAACUGCAAAGUCAUGUCCAAAUUUUUGAUUUCCAAUUAUUUAUUGACUGAGAAAUUGCACUGAAGUAGUAACACAGAAUUAGGAAGAUCUAGGCGAUAAGGGGUUGCUGGCAUGAUAACGUACAAAUUACUUUUGAUAAAGGUAAAAUAAUCUUAGCUCUAUAUUAGUUUCCUGUGGCUGCCAUAACAAAUUAUCACAAACUGUGUGGCUUAAACAACAGUAAUGUAUUGUCUCAGUUUUAGAGUCUAGAAUUUGAAAAUGUUGGCAUAGUUUGUUCCUUCUGGGAGCUGUGAGGGAAGAAUCUGUUUUGAGCCCCUCUCGGUUUGUAGAUGGACAUUCUCAUGUUCACAUGGUGUUCUCCCUAUAUGCAGGUCUGCCUCCAAAUGUCCCCUUUUUACAAAGACAUCAGUCAUGUUGGAUAUGGUAAGACCAAUAUCCCCAAAUAAGGCCAAAUUUUGAGGUACUGGGGCCUAGGACUUCUACAUAUGAAUUCUGAGGAAGGAGGGAGGCACAACCACCACAAUUCAAAAGCAGCUUCUUAAAUAGUAUCAAGAAGGUAAAAUUUUGCAUAUCACUGGCUUCAAAUUUAAUAAAAACUGCAGCUAACAAUAUUGUUCAGGAGUAUUGAUAAAGUUGAAGAAACCAAUUUAUGACCUAUGAUUUUUCCACUUCAAAAACAAUGGGAAUUUAUUUUGAAAAAGUUGGCAGCAAAAAGUACUUUUAGAACCAACCAUUUGUUUCUCUACUGUUUUGUCAUGUAUGUAUAUCUGUCUUCUUACAAACUGCCAUCCCAUCUGAUUAUAACUUUCCAGGUAGAGCUGUCGCAUACAAAUAUUUCUUAGAAGACUUAAAAUUAUAAUAGUUUAAAUUAGAAACCAUCUCAUCUAAACCCUCUGAUUUUCUAAGUUUCUUGUAUAAAUAGAAACUUAGGUUCUUGUUGGGUCAAGGACACAAAACCAUUAGAGCAGACAGGAGGGAAUCUAAGUUAUUUGGCUUCUGUUCUAAUGUUUCCAUUACACUAUGUUACAUAAAAAUCCAAGCUUUGUCCUUGGGGUAUUUUUCAUGGCUAUUUAACCUAGCCAUUCAGAUGCCUUCUUGGUAAUUCUGUUUUUACACUUGUUUGGUAUAUAUCAAACUCCAGGAAUUUGAUUUUCAGGAAACAAACCUUAAAUAAGUAAUGCCUUAUUGGUUUUGUAAAAUUCUGUAAUGUAUUGCUUUGCUUUGAUCAGGUAUUAGUAAUCAAAUUUAAAAAGACUGUAAUGAAACUAAACAUAUUAAAUCCAAGUUUUAAAAACAUACAAACAUUUUGUAUUUUUGAUGAACCUGCAGCUUGAAGUGACAUCCCACUGACUGCUUGUCCCAAUAAAAACUUUUGGCUUUGA
Molecule: messenger RNA, 4237 nt
Organism: Myotis daubentonii (Daubenton's bat)
Lineage: Eukaryota; Metazoa; Chordata; Mammalia; Chiroptera; Vespertilionidae
Gene: ZNF639
Product: zinc finger protein 639
Source: RefSeq, a predicted model, not a curated record